This is a messenger RNA of Acyrthosiphon pisum (pea aphid), 853 nucleotides long. RefSeq lists its product as uncharacterized. Bases 25 to 828 code for a protein of 267 amino acids. Lineage: Eukaryota; Metazoa; Arthropoda; Insecta; Hemiptera; Aphididae. The transcript has 4 exons. The record is from RefSeq and is a predicted model, not a curated record.
UUAAUAUCAUUAUAGUCCAUAAACAUGGUAAUAGUAUUAAGUAUUAACGAUAACAGUUUCCCAAAAAUGUACAAAAAUACACCCACCCAAUAUUUUUGGGAGUGCAGUGCACCUCUUGUAAUUACGUCCAAGCCGCCUCUGACGUACGAAGUAUCUUGCAAACAUUGUAUUUGUUCAAAGACGCGUACUGCUGAUUCACGUGCCCCAUCAAAUCUUCGCAAGCAUUUGAAAGAUAAACAUAGUAAUGUCAAGUCUGUUAGAGAAUUACUAGCUCCUUCUACUACUGUUUCAAUAGAUGUUAAAAGAAAAGUCAACACUGAAAUUAAUGAUAAUUCUGAUGUAAAAAAAAUCAAAAAUUUAAAUACUGUUCAGAUGUCAAUACUUAAUUGUUCAAAUCGUAAAAGUUUGACUUCUCAAGAAGACCUUGAUCAAAUGAUCUUAGACGUCAUAAUAAAUGCACAUUUACCAUUCAAUUUGGUUUCUCAUGAAAGUUUUAAAACAAUUAUUUCCAAAGGCUAUCCUGGAAGAACUGUAUUAUGUCGCCAGACUUUAAUGAAACGUAUAGAUAAUAGCUAUAAAAUUGCCUUUGAUAAAUUAAAGAACAAGUUGAAUUUGGUUGAAUUUGUAUCAACGACAGCCGAUGCUUGGUCUACAUUUAAAAGAUCAUACUUAGGAAUUACUGUUCACUGGAUCGAUACAGAAACAUUUGAACGCCAAUCUUAUUUGCUAUCUAUAAAACCUUUGAAAGGUAAACAUACUUAUGAUGUACUGGCUAGAGCAAUGGAGUCAGUAUAUACUGUUUUUGACAUAAAUGAUAAAAUCUGUUAGAUUGUGUGACUCAAUUGGUGUUGUG